Uranotaenia lowii is the source of this 1812-nucleotide messenger RNA. RefSeq names its product N-acetylgalactosaminyltransferase 6-like. The coding region runs from base 1 to 1812 and encodes 603 amino acids. NCBI's taxonomy places the organism in Eukaryota, Metazoa, Arthropoda, Insecta, Diptera, Culicidae. Gene Ontology annotation, cellular component: Golgi apparatus. The record is from RefSeq and is a predicted model, not a curated record. The transcript has 5 exons.
AUGAAGCGUACAAACUUCCACAAGUGGCGGCUACUCAUUGGGCUCAUAGCGUUUUGCGUCUGUGUUGGACUCAUGAUCGUUACCAGAAAGCGAAAUGGUUUGGAAAAUUUGAACAGUGCCAUUUUCGCGCCCUACAUCGGAGGAGUAGUUGAACCGUUCUUCAACGGAGUGCCGCGGAAUGUCGAUGGUGUCAAAAUAGAUUGGCACGACUAUCCCUACAUGGAACGGGAAGCCCGACAAAAGGGUCCCGGCGAAAACGGAACCGCCGUUCAGCUGGUAGAUGAGCAAGACAUAGCUCGGAACGAAAAACUGUUCACCGAAAAUGGAUACUACGCGGUCGUUAGCGAUCACAUCGCUCUGAACCGCUCCGUGGCUGACCAAAGGCACCCACUAUGUCGGAAGAAGCAUUACCUCCAAGAACUUCCGACUGCUAGCGUGGUGAUCAUAUUCUACAACGAGCAUCUGAGUACUUUGCUGCGAACUGUCCAUAGCGUGUUGAAUCGAUCGCCUCCGCAGCUGGUGAAGGAAAUCAUCAUGGUCAACGAUCACAGCACCAAGGAGUUUCUGUACGACGAAUUGGAGCAAUACAUCAAGAACGAACUACCUUCCAAAGUGAAACUCGUUCACCUGCCGGAACGGUCCGGUCUGAUCAAGGCUCGACUAGCUGGGGCCAAACUUGCAACCGGCGAUGUGCUGAUAGUUUUGGAUUCCCAUACAGAAACCGGACCAAAUUGGCUUCCACCUUUAUUAGAGCCUAUUGCGAUGGACUAUCGAACAUGUGUAUGUCCACUGAUAGACACCAUAAACUAUUCAACAUUUCAAUUGGGAAAGCAAGAUGAUGGACAGCGGGGAGCUUUCAACUGGAAAUUCCUCUACAAAAGAAUGCCAUUGAGGCCGGGAGAUCAAACCGAACCCACCGAACCCUUUGAUAGUCCCAUCAUGGCCGGUGGCCUCUUCGCCAUCAGCUUGAAAUUCUUCUGGGAACUUGGAGGAUACGAUGAGGGACUAGACAUCUGGGGGGCCGAGCAGUACGAGCUAAGUUUCAAAAUUUGGAUGUGCGGUGGCCGUAUGGUAGAUGCUCCAUGUUCUAGGGUUGCUCAUGUCUAUCGCGGAUACGCUCCUUUUCCCAACCCAAGAGGGAAAAAUUUUGUCAUUGUGAACCACAAACGAGUGGCCGAAGUGUGGAUGGACGAAUACAAACAGUACAUUUAUCAAAGAAACCCAAAGUACCUCGAAACGGAUCCAGGCGAUCUUUCCGAACAGAAGGCCCUUAGGGAACGACUUCAGUGCAAAUCAUUCAAAUGGUUCAUGGAAGAAGUCGCUCCCGAUAUAGUUCUAAAGUAUCCCCUGGUAGAUCCACCAGAAUUUGCAUCCGGAGCAGUUCAAAACUUGGGAGAAACCAAAUAUUGCCUCGAUACUCUAAAUCAUCCCAAAAAUCAACCAAUAGGAGUAUUUCCAUGUGCUGCAAAUCUAACGAACCCGGGGGCCAAUCAAAACUUUAUGCUGACUUACUUCCGGGAUAUUCGAGCUGUGUACAAAGAAAUCUGUUUAGAUGCUUCAGAUAUAGGCAGUGAAGUAAUCUCGUAUAAUUGUCACGAAUCACAGGGGAACCAGCUGUUCCAGUACGACUUGAAACAUAAAUUCCUGCGCCACGGAAAACCUGCCCAAAAUCGCUGCAUGGACGUCGUCGAUAAGCGAGUGAUCAUCUCGAAAUGUGAUCCACUCAAGAAAUCUCAGAAAUGGGUCUGGGGAUCGAUGAACGUUGAUAGACUGAAAAACUGGGAAUCGAGUGGCUCCAAACUGCUUAGGUGA